GGGCCUUCUUAAUUCCCUAUUUUUUGACCCUUAUAUUUGCUGGGGUCCCCUUGUUCCUGUUGGAAUGCUCCCUCGGUCAAUACACAUCAAUUGGAGGGCUUGGUGUGUGGAAACUGGCUCCUAUGUUUAAAGGUGUGGGCCUUGCAGCGGCUGUUCUGUCCUUCUGGCUCAACAUUUACUACAUUAUAAUCAUUGCUUGGGCCAUUUACUACCUGUACAACUCCUUCACCACUGAACUUCCAUGGAGCUCAUGUAACAAUGAAUGGAACACAGAGAGAUGUUAUACAAACUACAGCAUUGCAGACACCACCAAUCUCACCAGUGCAGUGGUGGAGUUUUGGGAGCGCAACAUGCAUCAAAUGACUGAUGGCUUGGAGAAACCAGGCCAGCUUCGAGUGCCACUGGCAAUAACGCUAGCUAUUGCCUGGGUCCUCGUGUACUUCUGUAUUUGGAAAGGGGUUGGCUGGACAGGAAAGGUCGUUUACUUCUCAGCCACAUAUCCUUACUUCAUGCUGUUUAUUCUCUUCAUCCGUGGGGUGACUCUACCUGGAGCUAGAGAAGGAAUUUUGUUCUAUAUCACCCCUGACUUUGAAAAGCUCAAAGAAUCUGAGGUAUGGCUCGAUGCAGCUACUCAGAUCUUUUUUUCCUACGGAUUGGGAUUGGGGUCACUUAUAGCUCUAGGCAGUUAUAACCCUUUCAAUAAUAAUGUUUACAGAGACUCCAUCAUUGUGUGCUGCAUCAACUCGUGUACCAGCAUGUUUGCUGGCUUUGUAAUCUUCUCCAUUGUUGGCUUCAUGUCACAUGUGACAAAGAGACCCAUCGCUGAUGUAGCAGCUUCAGGUCCUGGCUUAGCUUUUCUGGCCUAUCCGGAGGCUGUAACCCAAUUGCCCGUUUCCCCUCUCUGGGCCAUUCUGUUCUUCUCCAUGCUGCUCAUGCUGGGAAUAGACAGCCAGUUCUGCACUGUUGAAGGCUUCAUCACUGCUCUGGUGGAUGAGUUUCCCAGAGUUCUUAGAGGUAGACGAGAGCUCUUCAUCGCGGUUGUCUGUCUGGUGUCCUAUGUGAUUGGACUUUCAAACAUCACGCAGGGAGGAAUCUAUGUGUUCAAACUGUUCGACUACUACUCUGCCAGUGGAAUGUCCCUGCUGUUCUUGGUCUUCUUUGAAUGCAUCUCCAUAUCCUGGUGCUACGGUGUGAACAAGUUCUAUGACAACAUCCAGGAGAUGAUUGGCUACAAGCCUUGCAUAUGGUGGAAGUUGUGCUGGGUUGUAUUCACCCCUCUCAUUGUCGCAGGGGUGUUCUUGUUCAGCGCCGUACAAAUGGUUCCUCUCACAAUGGGAGACUAUGUGUUCCCAAGCUGGGGUCAGGGAGUAGGCUGGCUCAUGGCGCUGUCCUCCAUGAUUCUCAUACCAGGAUAUAUGAUCUACAUGUAUCUCGGGCUCAAGGGCACUUACAAAGAGCGACUUCGGAUAAUGCUUCAGCCCCCUGCAGUUGUCAGGCGACCUCAGGAAAAUGGACCGGAGCAGCAAGUGGAAACCAACACCGCUAACCUGUCCAGCCCUGCCAAUCCAACCAGUGCUGCCAGCCCAGCCAACCCGGCUCCUGCGAACACCGCCAGCCCCACCAGUCCAGCUCCUGUCAACUCAACCAGCCCAGUGACACCUGCUGCCCCUCCACCAGCUAAUCCAGCCAGCGCCUCUAGCCCUGUGAAUCCUGUGACAAGUCCUUCCACCACUAUCACCACCACCACCACUACCGCAACUGGUCCGGCUAACCCUCCCACCACAACAGUUAGCCCAACCAGCCCACCACCCAACCCAACUAGCCCACCAGAGCCCGUCAGCCCCCCGAACCCAACAAGCCCGACCUCUAACCUGACCAAUGCCGAGGCCAACGUGUAGACAACAAAGAAACCCUCAUGGAGCAUGUAGAAAAAAGAGAACAUUACAAAGGACUUCCAAGAUUAUAAUUGAUUCACCUACCUCCAGGGGCAAUAUGUGAUCAAAACCGAUUUUCAAACCAUGUUUAAUUUUUUUCUGCAUUUGUAAAACCAAGCCAACGAUGUCUUAUUGUUGGUUUGCAUUCCGAAAACAAUAUCAAAGACUGUUAGUGUCCACAAAUACAAGCAUAAUUCUGGGUAAAAAAAAAAAAUGUAAACAUACUGUGUAAUACUGUGAGAAAAGAAAAAAAAACUUAGAGAUAUAGAUUAGAGAUUUGUUGAAUAUCUUCAUGAAUCAAGUAAAUUCCGUGUGAAUAUAGUAGAUGAAGUAGUGAACAAAAUUGACAUCAUUGAAAAGUGCAAAGGAUGGCGUCAAUUUUCCUUUUUUUUUUUGUGGAUGUUUUCUAAACCUCACACAGUUGUCUCUUUUCCAAAUGUUGCUCUCUGUGAGGUAAAACAUGGCCACACGGCAAACGGGGAGCUCUGAGUAAGCACAAUGCCAAUAAGAAGUUCAUGUUAAGGAGCUCUGGAGCGAUCCAGUAUUUGUUGCAAAAGAUUAUGUGUGUGAGAGAGACUGUUAUUUUUCCUUCAUUUUUUCAGUGAAAAAAAGAGAGAAAACUUUUAUGUGAUCAAAACAUUUUUAGAAUUAUUUUUAGGAUGUUUUAUACUAUAUGUGUUGUGAUGGAGGACCAAAAUCAAUAGGCAGACAAAAGCAAAAACUAUGCCAUUAAGUAUUCGGUUGGUAAAGCACAGGGUACAAAGAAGUACAAUAAUAAUAAUAAUGAUGAUGAUAAUAAUAAAAAGCACAGGGUUCGAAAAGCGAUUUACAAACAUCGACUAUCCCUUAAUGCUGACAGUCAAUCCUGUUUACGUUUUGCAUGCUUUCCUCAGGAACAUCAGUGAAAUACUGCUGAGAUGUCUCCUGACAAACAAAAGAAGAGAAACAGAGUAGGCCUUAAGCCAGUACACCAAUUCCAACUAAGCCAUAGUCUGUUUACAUGACUGGGCAGAAGUACAAAAUAGCACUUUGUAUGCUAGCACAAAAAAAAACUGGACCAACUCUGUGUUUAAGUACAGUCAUGUUUUUUUUCUUUGUGUGUCUUGAUCAAAUAUAGUUUGAUCAAUAUGUAUUCAGCAAUACAUAUGUAGGUGUAUAAGCGCAGGCCAUUAAGCAAGUGGUCUGUUUCUCUUUUUGUUGAUGUUGUCUUUGCUUUACAACCGAAAAAGCAUAAGCUUUAAUUUUACCAGAGUUUUGCCAUGGUGUGUCAAGACAAUGUUAGUUUGCUUCUAUGGCAGCUACUAUGAAAGGCAUCUGGUUGAACAGCACAUGUUUACUUUGAAAAGCAAAACAACUGAGCGAAAAUGUGAAAUGGCUACAGUUCAUGUCCUGUGAAUUUUGUAUAAAGUUAAUCUACCACAGUUUUCUCUGGAAGUUUGUUGUAAAACUGUACUGUGUAAAACAUGUAACUGUGAAUGUCUGUAAUACAUUGGAAGUUAUUGUCUAAAUGUUGAAAAAACUGAGUUGCUGUUUUCUGCAAUAAUAUUUUGAUCACAGAAGCUAAAGCACAUAUCUUACAGAAAUAUACGAAAUGAUGAUGAUGAUGAUGAUGACAAUGAAGAUGCUGACGAUUAUAUUAAAAAUAGAACCUAUGUCUAGUAAAAAACAAUAUUGUUUUGUAUAUUUUUAACUGUCUCACUGCCUAAUGUAAAACAUAAUAUAAACAUGAUAUGUAUCUAAAUGGUGUCACAUGAUAAAGCACGAUUGUUAUGUUCUACAAACAGAAAAAGACUGAAAAAAUAAAGAGUUAUAGAAAAUAUAAA
Molecule: messenger RNA, 3757 nt
Organism: Haplochromis burtoni (Burton's mouthbrooder)
Lineage: Eukaryota; Metazoa; Chordata; Actinopteri; Cichliformes; Cichlidae
Gene: slc6a1a
Product: solute carrier family 6 member 1a
Biological process (GO): sodium ion transmembrane transport; neurotransmitter transport
Cellular component (GO): axon; cell surface; plasma membrane
Molecular function (GO): gamma-aminobutyric acid:sodium:chloride symporter activity
Source: RefSeq, a predicted model, not a curated record